Hordeum vulgare subsp. vulgare (domesticated barley) is the source of this 844-nucleotide messenger RNA. RefSeq names its product protein LIFEGUARD 2-like. Lineage: Eukaryota; Viridiplantae; Streptophyta; Magnoliopsida; Poales; Poaceae. The transcript is spliced from 3 exons. The record is from RefSeq and is a predicted model, not a curated record. Gene Ontology annotation, cellular component: membrane. Bases 1 to 825 code for a protein of 274 amino acids.
AUGUCGGCUUCGGCGGCGUGGAGAGGAGGGUUUAGGGAUGAUUCCUUCUUCCGCGUGUUUGGGGAAAAUGAACUACCACAAAUAGACGUCUCCCACCCGUGCUCACGCGUCGCCCACUCGACCCCCGGCCACCGCCUCGACGUCGGCUGCCGGGCCCUCGCUCGGACGCCUGCCCCGCACCAGUCGCCGCCGCUCCUCGCGCUCUUCUUCGUCUCCAUCCAGAUGCUGCUCACCAUCGCCGUCGCCUCCGUCGUCAUCUUCGUGCGCCCCGUCGCGCUCUUCUUCGUCUCCUCCCCCGCCGGCUUCGGGCUCUACAUCUUCCUCAUCAUCCUCCCGUUCGAAGUGUUGUGUCCUCUGUACUACUACUACUACCAGCGGCACCCGGUGAACCUGCUGCUGCUGGCGCUCUUCACGGUGGCCAUCAGCUUCGCGGUGGGGCUCACAUGCGCCUUCACGAAGGGGGAGGUGAUCCUGGAGUCGGCCAUCCUGACGACUGUGGUGGUGGUGAGCCUGACGGCGUACACCUUCUCGGCGGCGAGCCGUGGGCACGACUUCAACUUCCUGGGCCCGUUCCUGUUCGCGGCGGUGAUGAUCCUCAUGGUGUUCGCGCUCAUCCACGCAUUCUUCCCGCUGGGCCGCAUCUCGCUCAUGGUGUACGGCGGGCUGGCGGCGCUCGUCUUCUGCGGCUACAUCAUCUACGACACCGACAACCUCAUCAAGCGCUACUCCUACGACGAGUACAUCUGGGCCGCCGUCGCGCUCUACCUCGACGUCAUCAACCUCUUCCUCUCCCUGCUCACCCUCUUUAGGGCAUCCGAUUCCUGAAGUGCCUGCCUUGCCUGCA